AUAGUGCGUUUGGUAGGGAUUGAUAUGUCAUGAUACAUAACAAUAUUAUAAGUGUCUAAGAACACAAACUGUCACCUGAUUUACUUAAAGUUAUUAAAAAUAUUUAAAUAAUUAAAAGUAAUAAUUAAUCAAUAAAAUCUAUAACUUUAAAUAAAAUUAAUUGUUUAGACUAUAUAAAAUAUAUACUUAUUAUGUGGAAAAGUAUCUUGCGUGUUAUCAUUAGUUUGAUAAAAAAACAAACAAGUUAUUCAUUGAUAUGACGAAUAUUGUAAAUAAUUAAAAUAUUUAGAAAGAAAAAAAUAACCACUGUAAUAUGCAGUUUAAUUAAGACGAAUAAAAAUAUAAAUAAAGAUUUAAAAAUAUCAUGAAAUAUGUGGAAUAUAUUAAAUUUAAUUAAUUAUUUGAGUGUUAAAUUAUGGCACAAAAAUUAUACCUUUGGAAAGGUACAGAAAGAGUUAAUUUAAUAUUUGGUGAUGAACCUAAUGGUAUUAUUAAAAAAUUGGUUAAUAUAAAUAAUCAUAUAUUUGUGUCAACGACAACCUACAAUAUUUAUUGUGGUCAAGUUAUUGUUCUAGAAGAUCAAUCAUUAUCUGUGACACUUAAACGAAUUGAUUUUUAUGCUGUUGAUAUUGCAUCAAAUUCGAAAUAUUUGUUUAUAGUUGAUGAUCAUGGCCAUGUAUUGACAGUGGACCCAAAUAACUUGCAAGUUAUCGAUAAAAUUAUUAUAAAAGACGAUAUUAAAAUUUGCAGCCAUGGAUAUAAACAAGAAAAUGAAACAAUAAGAAUAAAAAAUAUAGCAAUAAGUGACACUGCGUCAUUAUUUGUAAGUGAAAAUGGACAAUUAUGGGGAAGUGGAGAUCAACCUCAUGUUGAUAUAAAAACUCAAACGCCAAAAAAAAUAAUAUUUUUUGAUGGACGUACAGUAUCUUUAGUAGCGUGUGGUUCAAAUUUUAACGUCGUGGUUGCUAGAAAAAUUUCAAAAGUAAUAAAAGACGAUACAGACAGUGAAAAUGAUAUUGAUGAAAUAUUUGUAAAUUCUUGUCCACAGUGUUUGCAAAAUAUAAUAACUCCGCAGAGUUUAACAUCCUCAGAUACUUGUGGUCUCCAUCCUGAAGAUAAUUCAGUUACUUCCAUAAGUCCUGUAUCAUUUAGUAUAAAAGGUCGUAAUUCAACUUCAAAAUCAACGAUUGGUAAUAAAACAUUUAUUAAUAAUAUUGAAUCAAUAGAUAAUGAUGAUAAAGAAAAAAAAAACCCAAUUUUUAUAAAUACUGAAGCAGCAAGACAAUUUUUAACACGACAGCUAUCAUGGGUUUCUUCUUAUAGUAAUAGUAAAGAAGAUGAGUACAUAUCUAAUCCAACUGGAUUAAUAAAACAAAAUGUGUCUAGCAUGGCUAAUUUAGUUUAUGAAGGAGUUAAAACAAUGGGAGAUAAAGUUGUAACAUUAUCACGUCACGUAAGUGGUAGUUCAGAUAUUAAUGAUUUACGUGAUGAUACAGGAGAAGAUUUUGAGCAUAAUGAAGAUGACAAUGAUAAACCCACUGCCAAUAGUUUAGCCCACAGUUUAAGAUGUGAAGAAUUUCCAUGGUCAUCAAGUACCGCAUCUUUAGAUCAUGAAUUAUCACAGCAAGGAUUAAAUGAACGUAUUAAUUCAUUAGUUGAUGCUGGAAAUAGUAUUCUUGGAACAGAAUUAUGGACAUAUGGUGAUAUACGUUUUGGCCAAUUGGGAACUGGUGAUAUUAUUAACAGAGCUAAACCAGUUUUAGUAAACAAAUUACACAAUACUGGAAUUAAAAAAAUAUCCUGUGGUUCAUAUCAUGUUUUAGCAUUAACAUUAGAUGGAAGAAUUUAUGGAUGGGGUAAAAAUGAUUGUCAUCAAGUGGCUCCAAAUGAAAUAAACGAUCAAAGCUCACCCCAAUUAAUUAAUUCUGUUAUUAAUAAUUAUUUUAAUAAUAAAAUACGUGCUAAAGAUUUAGCUGCAGGUAGUCGACAUAGUUUAAUAAAUUUCGACAAUAAUUUAUUUUUUAUUGGAAAAUCAAAUGAUGUCAAUGAAAUUGUAAAAUUAGAUAUGUCUGAUGACGAUUUAAAAUAUUGUAUUAAGUUUGUAUCAAGUUCAGGUGCAUUUAGUUGUUGCUCAAUCAUAAAUCAAGAGCUUCGUAUAGUAAUUAAUGAUUUAACGAAUGAAGAAAUUUUAUUAGAAGAAAUGAUUAUUGUUAAUCAACAUUUAAUAAAACCAUUUAAAAAAAAAAGUAAUACUACACAAGAAUCAAAUGCAUAUAACACACUAUGCCAUUGUUAUACAGAAUUAAUGAGUUUUAUAGCAUUAAAUGUGUUGAGUCUAUGUGAUUUUUCAAACUAUAUUUGUGAAGCAUAUGAAGUUACGUUAGUUGCAAAUGUCGAUGAGUUUAUAACAGUUUAUAGGUAUUAUUUGAAUGCUAUUUGUGAUAUUACAUCACUUGGUGGUUUUGUACAUAUAGCAAAAAUAAUGAAUGAAUUACCAUUGACUGUUGUACGUUUGUUUAAAGAUAAAGUUGUUGUUAAAUCGAAACAAAUACAAAAUGAAGAUUUAAUUGUAACAGCGUUGCAACAUCCUUUGCAACAAUUAAAUAGGUACAAAGUUAUGAUAUCAAAUUUAAUCAAAAGUAAUGGUACAAAUAUGGGUAUUGAGAGACUUCAAGAAGCUUUAGUUAAGUGGGAAAGAUUUAGUGACGAUCGUGAAAAACGUCAGAGAGAAGCAGAUCAAACAAAAACUUUUUGGGAAAAUUCUGGAAAAUUAAUAGAGCUUCUUAGAUCACCUGAGCGUCGUUUAAUACGAGAAUCCCGAUCACAUCCAAUUUCUCUUCUCAAUUCUAGUAGAUUUUCAUCACAUUGGUUCAUAUUAUUAACUGAUUGUUUUAUUCAUGUAAUUGGAACAUCGCAUACAGUGCAUCCAUUACCUACUUUAUGGGUUGAACCUUUAGCUGAUACUGAAACAUUAUUAAAUGCCAUAUCAAUAACAACACCAGAAGAUUAUUUUAUUAUUUACACUAGUACUGCUUCGGAACGAAAUGAAUGGUUACAAUCUUUGCAAAAUGCUAUCAAGAAUAGUCUGCAAAAAGUUGUUGGUCAUACACCGCCAAGAGAUCGUACCAGUACUUUUGUAUUUCUCAAGCAUCCAGUUUACAAAGAUGCUAAAUAUACCGGUCGAUGGUCGAAUGGUAAACCUCAUGGUUUUGGAAAAUUGGAGUGGGCUGAUGGAAAAUUGUAUACAGGGCAAUUUUAUAAGGGAGUUAUCAACGGUACUGGAAAAAUGGAAAUAUCUACUCAAGGUAUUUACGAGGGCGAAUGGAAAGAUGGUCAACAAAACGGCUAUGGUUCAUUCAAGUACAUUAACGGUGAUGUUUAUGAUGGAUAUUUUAAAGAUGGAUUACCUCAUGGCCAUGGUGUAAAAAAAGAAGGACAAUUUAUGGCAUCUGUUGCAACUGUUUAUAUUGGUGAAUGGAUGAAUGGUGUGAAAUAUGGAUAUGGUGUCAUGGAUAAUAUUCUGACAGGUGAGAAAUAUUUAGGACUAUGGAGUAAUAAUGUUAAACAUGGAUGUGGAUUGAUAGUAACAUUGGAUGGAAUUUAUUAUGAAGGAUCUUUUGUUCAAGACAUUAUGACGGGUCAUGGAUUGAUGAUCUUUGAAGAUAAAACACAUUAUGAAGGAGAGUUUAAAUCAGUAGGAAUUUUUGGUGGUAAAGGAAUAUUAACAUUUUGUUCAGGUGAUAUUCUAGAGGGUAACAUUCAUGGAGCUUGGAAUGAACCGGUUAAAGUUACAGCAACUUUAAAAAUUAAAAAAGCUAGUAUUUUUACUGAAGUUAAUGCAAUACCACCAUCAUUUGGUAAGUUAUGUGUACUACCAGAUCAAAAAUGGAAAGCAAUAUUUCGACAAUGUUAUCAACAACUUGGGGUAUCAGAGCCAAAUAUUCGUAAUGUUAAUUCAUCAUUAAAUAAUGAUAAAUUGUUGGAAUGCCAAAAAUUAUGGGAAAAUGUUGCAGUUAUUAUAAAUAAAUCACAUGAAAAAUCGUUACGUAGAGAUAGAUCACCAUCAAAAAAUACAGAGAAAAAAAAUAAUAAUGAUUUACUUAAUAAAAUUCCACAAUUUGGUCAAGAUAAAAUAACAUUAAUAAGUUAUAACGAAAUUCAUAAUUACUUAACAAAUGCAUUUGAAAGUCGUCAUCAUCCAUUAGGUAAUUUAUUAAUUGAAAUUUCGUCAGUAUAUACCGCAAGUUACGGAGGUGUUCGGGUUCAUCCAUUAUUGUUAAGCCAUGCUGUUGCUGAACUACGUAGUAUAACUUUGAGAAUAUAUGAUAUUGUUAUAUUAUUUUUCCCAGCACUACCAAGUGGCGAUAAAGAAUAUGUUUUAGAAACUGAUGAUCAAAGUGAAAGUAAAGUUAUAAGUGCCACAGCUAUAUUACAUCCAAUUUUACUACCUCGUGUACAUUCAGCAUUAUUUGUACUUUAUGCAUUACAUAAUAAAAAAGAGGACGAUGCUUAUUGGGAAAGAUUAAAAAAAUGGAAUAAACAACCAGAUAUAACUUUGAUGGCAUUUUUAGAUAUUGAUCAAAAAUUUUGGAGCAAAUCUAAUAUUACUUUGGAUGUAAAUGAUGGUGAAACAUCUUUUAUUGAAGCUAUUGAAACAUUGCAACAAUUAAAAACUACCUUCUCACCUUUAGAAAAACUUUUAGUUAUACGUAAUACAUUCGAACAAAUGACAAAGACAGUACAAAAACAAUUAGGUACAAGUUAUUUAUGGACGAUGGAUGAACUAUUUCCAGUAUUUAAUUUUGUAGUAGUGCGUGCUAGUGUUUUACAAUUAGGCAGUGAAUGCCAUUUUAUUGAAGAUUUUAUGGAGCCUUUUUUUCAAAAUGGUGAACUUGGAAUAAUGUUUACUACUUUGAAGGCUUGUUAUUAUCAAAUUCUACAAGAAAAAAUGAGUAUUGCUGAUUAAAAUGAAUAAAAAAUUGUAUAUUAUUGUUAUUAUUUAAAUAAUUAAGUUAAAAAAUAUUGUUAAAUGAAAGUAAAAAGAAAUUGAACGUAUG
Molecule: messenger RNA, 5057 nt
Organism: Microplitis mediator
Lineage: Eukaryota; Metazoa; Arthropoda; Insecta; Hymenoptera; Braconidae
Gene: Als2
Product: alsin
Exons: 13
Coding region: 416-4966 (1516 amino acids)
Source: RefSeq, a predicted model, not a curated record